GUGUGUGAAUGUGUAAAGAGACAGAAGGAUCGGUCGUGGUGCUUAAAUCCAGCUGGCUGUCCACUGGGAAUGUAAUCCAUAUUCGUGCUCGGGUUCAGCUACAGGAGAAAGAAGAGAUAUCACCAGGAAAGAAGCAAUUGUUUUUGCUUUUCUUGUUUAAAUUCCACUCAUACCCACUCCUGGAUCCUGGCUUGCCUUUUUCAGCCAGGAAGUGAGAGACUGAAAAAACAGCAAAGGCAAGCAGUAGUAGAAGGCUCAGGAGUGGAAAGAGUGUGAUGAUGGAAGGAGAGGAGAAGGUGGAUGAGGGUGCAGUGUGUCAGAAUGAGCCGAACGGGCCAGGUGGGCUCCAAGUGAUCCAUACCCAUCUGGAGGAGAACGGACAGAUCCAGAAAGAGUUGCUGAGCUCAGAUUCGGACAUGAAUGGCAAGACGGGUAGCAGAGGGCACGUAAACAACGCUGUUGAGGCAAACAGCAAUGCGAACAACCUCAGCAUGGCAUCUCAUUCGACCCCAGAGGCCCAGAAUCACUCACAGCCGGUUUCACGGACGCCCAAAAGAGCUGCCACAUUUGGGAAGCGCUCCAAUUCCAUGCGCCGUAACCCAAAAGCUGAAGUCACCAAACAAGGCUGGCUUCAUAAACAGGCCAGCAGUGGUGUGAAGCAGUGGAACAAGCGCUGGUUUGUGCUCACAGAUCGAUGCCUCUUCUACUAUAAAGACGAGAAAGAAGAAGUUGUCCUGGGAAGCCUUCCUCUCCUCAGCUUUAAGAUCGGGCCAAUCCAUCCUUCAGACAACAUCAGCCGCAAGUUUGCAUUUAAGGUGUGGUUUGAGAAGGAGGAAGAAGAUAUGGAGGGGGAAAAGGAGGAAGGUCAGGAAGCUAAAGGAAGUAUUCCAUUCUGUUUACAGGCCGAACACGCUGGGACUCGUACAUAUUACUUCAGCACUGACAGCUUGGAGGAUAGGGAGGAGUGGGUCCAAGCCAUGAGUGAGGCAGCCAAGGUCCACAUUUCACCACCAACUAGACAAACCUCAGACUCCACGCCUACAGAAGAACAGAACCAUGUACCAGUGACACAAGGGACAGAGAUGAACUCUUGUCCAGAAGAUGAAAACUCAAGGACUGACAAGCAACAUGAGCCUGUGAAACGAGGAGUAAAUGGGGUAGACAGAAAAGAGAUAUCAGGUUCCACCACACCUAUGUCGACAGAUAUGGACAGUCGGCAAGGGGAGAGGGGGUGCCCACCUCCUCACCAUCCUAAUGGAUGGGGCAACUAUGGUUCACGCUACCCUUCCCAGGAGAACAUAAGAGAGGUGCGUGAAGUGCAGCCUGAACCCCAAGAGAAUAUGGUCCUACGCAGGGGCUUUGUGCCCAGGACGGGACCUGAGAGGAUGGCACAGAGGAAAAGCUCUAUGACGCAGCUACAGCAGUGGGUAAAUCAGCGACGUGGCAUGAUGCCUCAGGAGGACCUGCGGAGUCCAUCAAGGUAUUACACAAUGAAUCGGGGCAUUUCAGCAGACUACUAUGCCAUGUACGGUGCCCCUCCGUACCCUGAAGAGUACUCAUUGUACCCUCCAGGAAUUCGGCCUGACAGCAUCUGCUCUAUGUCAGCUGCCUACAACAGGAUGCCGCCCCGUUGGACGGCAGAGGACAAGCGGCGUUCGCUGAGGGACACUCCUCUGUACGGGCCUCCCAGAGAGCCGCAGUGGGUGAUGGGGCCUCCCGGACCACAUCCCGCCUAUUACACCCAGCUAGAGUCAACCCAGGGGACCAUGAGACGUCUCUCAUUGCAGCCACGCUCACGCUCUGUGCCUCGCUCACCUUCUACGUCAUCGGGAGGUGCCUACUCACCUGGACCCCCGAACUUUAUCUCACCAGCACGUUCACCAAGUGUCCGGUUCGACAGAGUGCCCGGGCGGCUCAGAGACGAGGGAAUCUAUGCUGAUCCAUCAGUCUAUGGCAUGCGAAGGUCUCUCAGUUCCCCCAAGUAUGAUUUUGCUGGGGAUCGACGGUCUCUCACCCAAAAUCUUUACCCUUUCAAUUACCCAGUCUCUCCCUCUGUACAUGGCAAAAUGGAUGACAUUUUAGACCUGCAGCUUCAAAGGAACUUGGAUUACCUUGACCAGCAGGUGCCUCCAGCGCAUGAUAUUUACAGGGACCUGCAUCCUACACUGAAGCUCAAUGAAAUGGAAACCAGUAAACUUCUAAAUCGCUUGUUGGAACAGAACAGGUUUAUGAAGGAGCAGGAAGCUGUUGUACAUCGGUUACGAAUUGACAAGGAUAACUUAGAAGCCACUCUGGUGGCCACACAUCAGGACAUGGAGCUGUCCAGGACACAGCCACUGAUUAUGGAGAAACUGCAGAUGAAGAAGGAGAGCUUACAGAGCCAGCUCAUUAACGUCCGGGGCGAGCUCUCUCAGGCCUCCAACGCUCUGACCACAUCUAGAAUGGAGUUUGAGGCUCUGGAGGAUGAGGUAAACUCUAUUCAUGGUGACUUGUGGGAGCAGCUGAAUUCUGGAGGACAGAGUGAGCUGGUCCACCGACACCUGCAGAAAGAGUUCUGGAGGGUUCAAGAAGUUCUCGAGGGGCUGCACAAAAACAAUCCCUCUCGGGGCACAGACACAGCAAAACACAGAGCAGUCAGUGCAGCAUCAGGUUCCUUUAGCACAAACAGCCCAGCCAGCCCAUUGAGCUCUGUGAGUCUAACCAGCCCUCUCAGCCCCUUCUCACCUGUUCCUGGCACCCAGAAUUCACCCACAAAACAGCUGGCAACAGAGGAGAUUGGUCCUCCAAGGCCCCCGCUUCCUAAGUCUUAUCAGCCCCUGGAUCCCACCGCAAUCCUGCCCCCUAUCCCUCCCCUCCCUUCUAACAGCAAUGCCUGGCCACGCAGCAUGGACAGCUAUAAGGAAGACAAAGACACACACAGGCAAAAGCACAACUACACUUCAUUAGAGGAAAAGACCAAUGAGUAUGACUUGGAGCAAGACAGACAAGGCAAUAAAGUUGGUAUUGUCCCACCCAGGACCAAAUCUCCCAUGGAUGAGAAAGAUGGUGUUCAUAAGAGAAAUGGGAAAAUGCCUAAUGGUCACAUCUCCAGGGAGAGGCCGAAGAGUGCUGUAUUCGCGGCAGAAGCAAAGUCUAAGAUGAGUGUGGAGGAACAGAACGAGAGGAUACGUCGAAACCAGAGCAGUUCAGUCAGAGACAAGAGACGCAGCCUUAAUCUGUCCAACAACCAGAACUUGGAUGCCCUCAAACCUUCUGUCAACUAUAGAGUGGUGAGGAGAAGACUGACUGCCCACGAAGUGGACAUAAAGCACUUGGAGACAGCUAUAAGAGGGGAAGGCAUGGAGUCUCCAAGAGAAGAAAUAGCCCGUUUACGGAGACAAGUGGAGCCGGAGAAUUAUGAUCUGGAUAUCGGCAGAGAGCUGUCUGCCCCAGACAAAGUGGUAAUUCCAGAGCGUUAUUUGGACAUUGAACCUAGCACACCGCUCAGCCCAGAGGAGGAGAAGGAGAAACAGAAGAAGGUGGAACGGAUAAAGACACUCAUUGCCAAAUCAAACCUGCAGAAUAUUGUCCCGGCUUUGGAUGGCCCUGCAGAAACCCAGGCUAACCCUGAGCAGAAGCUGCAGGAACAGGAGAAACGCAUUGAGAUCUCCUGUGCUUUGGCUGCUGAAGCCUCCCGCCGGUCCCGCCUGCUCUCUGCCCAGAUCACCCAGAGCCCCCCUGCUUCCCCGACCAACCUUGCCCCUCUCCCUCCCCCUGGCUUCUCUGACUCCUCCCACAUCAUGAAGGUGUGAGUGUGUGAAGCCCACGCGCUGGCUGCUGUCAAGUUCGACGAUGGACCCUUCUGAGAGCGGCAAAGAAAAGACGUGUGAAAAGUCACUUAUAUUGUCCCAUCUCCCCCCAAACUGUGUUUCUAAUCUAUCAGUUACUGACACAGUAGAAGGAGGAAAGACUAGAAAAUGUUUGGAAGGUGGAGAUUCCAGGGUGUAAUCUCAAAGAUGCAGUACAGAGAUCUGUACAUGUAUGACGCAACAUGCUCAAGGUGGGCUCCUCUAACUCUCAGUCACAUCUUUCUCCUUCUUCUAAGCCCUUCCAUGUAGGACCUAAUGGCAGGACUGUACAGUGGAAACAACCAAUGUUGUAACAUAAUGAAAGCUGCAAACUAGCCAGAAAGCGAGGUUUGUUUACACAGAACUUAUCUACUCUGUAAUGACUGCAAUGAACGUUAUAUUAAUCGGGAAAAAAAGACUGGCCAGACGCAAAUGAAGACACAAGUACGUCAGAAACAGAACGACUGCUCAGGAACAGAGACGAAUAACAAGAUACAGUGUUACAGCAAGUGGAACAAGGGAGCCCUGGAAUACAGACAGGAAGUAGCAGGACCCAGAGCAACGCCAGGAAGAGGUUGACCAAAUGAGCACAUAGGUACAGAACUUGACCACAGAGAGACUGAAGACUAAUUCCAUAAAUCCUUAGAGUCUAAGUCUGCAUUUCAGGCUGCAAGCACUUGCCACAGCAGACUCAUCCAGUGACCAUAGACUGAUGUCGCAUUCUGUCUACAGUGAAAACGGAGCUCAAGUGGAAGACAGAUGAAAUUCAAAAAGUCAAAAAAGAAAGCAUCUCGGUUUGAAGCACUUGCAUGGGCACUUCGUUCCCUUCGUUCAUCUUUAUUUCCCCUUGUAAAAGGAGAUCAAGACUCACUGUGACUCCAUAAAUCCUUGUUUUUUAAAGUUUUAUUUACUUUAUGCUAAAUAAUAGGGCUUGAUGGGAACACUGGAUCCCAAGCACCAACAAUCCAUCUGAGUUCUGUUCAUACCACAGGUUCCUUAUGUGUCAAUUAACUCAGCAUAUACAGUACUAUAUCUCUAGACGGUAAAUAUAUAAAUAUAUUAAAUACAUUAAUUUAAUUUGUAAUCAAAGCCAUGUGGAUCUUUAUAAUGCUUUAUUUCUAGUAUUUUAGUUACCAUACAUGGUACCUAAAAUGUAAAAUGUCUGUGUGUGUGUGUAAAAUGAUUAUAAUUAAUUAUAAUUAGUAGGCUUUAGAUUUCCUGUUUAAAAAAGUGCCCUUAGAAUUGUAAGUCUGCUAGUUAAACAAUGUGUGUUUUAGGGGAAGAGCGACAGCAGCUUGCAUCUCGACGUGUUAAACAAGUGAAAUUACAGCCCAUAAAACCCUUGUGAAUAUGGAGCCCAGUAGUGUAACACUGUGCCAUUGGGUAUUUCGUUUCUUUUCAUGCUUAGGCAAACAUAUCUGUUGUGUAAAUAUGGAUCUUGUUUGACAACAAAUUAAAGAGUAUUUUUGUAUCACUGACAAGGAGAGGAAAAAAAGCAGCUAGAUUUUAGUGGAUUGCAAAGUAAAGAAUAAUUUGCCAAACUGUAUGUCUUUAGUUUUUUUUGUUUUUGUUUUUUGUUUUUGUGCAUUUUGGUACCUAAGCAUAAGACAUCAUAAGACAGUGAAAUCAGACACGUCAUUAAGCCAUCGUCUCUGUGUGUGCGUUUUAAGUAAGAUCAGUCACGGCUGAAGUUAAAUCAAAUCCGUUUGCUUUUUGAGUGCACACGGUUUUAUGGGGGUUUUCUGUUACUCUUACUCCUUUGAACUCAUUAGCACAUGCAGCACAUAACAGAACCAUCUGAUAACAGGAACAGAGAUAAACGUGAUUAAUGACCCGGAAUUGGAUCAUCGGUUUCACAAAGGAAACAAACAAACAAAAAAAAAAAGAAAGUCCAAAAAACAGAAGUUCUAUUUUUAUUAUUUUAAAGAAAGGGACAAAUAAU
Molecule: messenger RNA, 5769 nt
Organism: Clarias gariepinus (North African catfish)
Lineage: Eukaryota; Metazoa; Chordata; Actinopteri; Siluriformes; Clariidae
Gene: plekha6
Product: pleckstrin homology domain containing, family A member 6
Exons: 26
Coding region: 276-3791 (1171 amino acids)
Source: RefSeq, a predicted model, not a curated record